AUGGGUCAAUUCCAACUGCUUGACAUUGUCCAAGAGCCACAGAAACCAGGACAGUUUUUCACUGCCGCAAAAAUAUCUCCCAACGGCCUCAAGAUAGCUCUCUGUAAUGAAACCAACAUUGACGUUUACGAUAUCGAAAAAAAAUCCUCUGUAAGACUCUCUACGCUACAUUCGCGGCCAUUGUCGGAUCUGUGCUGGUCACCGGACUCGCAAUGCAUAGCCACGGCUUCUGACGACUUUACAGUGAUAAUUACACACGUCGCAUUUGGCGAAUUGCAUCGUCUGGUGGGCCACACGGCUCCCGUCACAGCUGUGAAAUUCACCCAUCGGGGUAACCUUCUUUGCUCUUGCUCCAUGGACGAAAGCAUCAGAAUCUGGGAUACGCUUUCAGGUACUCUUCUCCGCACACUUUCGGCCCAUUCGGAGCCCGUUGUGUCAAUUGACAUACCAAUGCACGACGCCAGCAUUCUGACCUCCGGGUCUUACGAUGGCCUAAUCAGAAUCUUUGACACCGCCACCGGUCACUGUCUCAAGACGCUCACGUAUGACAAGGAUUGGCAAAGUGAGAACGGUGUUGUUCCUAUCUCUCAGGUUCGCUUCUCCGCCAAUGGUAAAUAUCUACUGGUAAAGUCACUCGACGGCAUAUUGAAGAUAUGGGAUUUCGUUAGAGGCAAAGUUGUGCGUUCUUUCAUAUCUGGAGAGUCCAGUUCGCUUCGAUACACAUGUGGCAUGGACUUUUUGUAUCCCGAGCGAGAAUCCGACCAUCCCAUCGUCGUGAGCGGUACCGAAACAGGAGAAAUCGUCUGCUGGGACUCUCAGACUAAGCAGAUGCUACACAGGAUUCAAGACAGGCAUGGUGAGAACCCCAUCAUGGACAUCAGCUGCCAUGGCACAUUGAUGUGUUCGCUUUCAUUGUCUGGUGAAUGCAACCUGUGGGUCUGGAAAUAA
Messenger RNA from Lachancea sp. 'fantastica', 948 nucleotides. The record is from the annotation of a GenBank genome assembly. NCBI's taxonomy places the organism in Eukaryota, Fungi, Ascomycota, Saccharomycetes, Saccharomycetales, Saccharomycetaceae.